This is a messenger RNA of Pocillopora verrucosa, 2654 nucleotides long. RefSeq names its product MAP kinase-activated protein kinase 5. Gene Ontology annotation, molecular function: calmodulin binding; calcium/calmodulin-dependent protein kinase activity; mitogen-activated protein kinase binding. Gene Ontology annotation, biological process: Ras protein signal transduction; peptidyl-serine phosphorylation; protein autophosphorylation. NCBI's taxonomy places the organism in Eukaryota, Metazoa, Cnidaria, Anthozoa, Scleractinia, Pocilloporidae. Gene Ontology annotation, cellular component: nucleus; cytoplasm. The record is from RefSeq and is a predicted model, not a curated record.
GAUAUAUCACGGUCUGGGAAAAGAAUUCUAAGAUGGCGAACGCGUCACGUCGAGAAGAACUGCAAUUUAAGACCACACCAUUAGAAGAUGACUACACUGUUGACUGGAGCAAGAGGCUUGGUUCAGGAAUCAGUGGGCCAGUUAGGUUGUGCACACAUAACAAAACUGGAAAACGAUUUGCCUUAAAAUGUCUCAUGGAUUCUAAAAAAGCUAGAACAGAGGCCAAGGUGCACUACUUGUGCAGUGGUCAUCCUCAUGUUGUAUCGGUAAUAGAUGUCUAUGCUGUCAGCUUUAAAUUUCCAGGAGAAAUGAGACCUGUUCCUAGGAUUUUGAUGGUUAUGGAGUUGAUGGAGGGAGGUGAACUGUUUGAGCUUGUUAGAACAAAAAGACGUUUCACUGAAAAUGAGGCUGUUAAUUUUACCAAACAGAUUGCAUUAGCAGUUUACCACUGUCAUUCAUUUAAUGUAGCGCAUAGAGAUCUAAAACCAGAGAACUUGCUUCUUCUGGACAAGACUGAGAAAGUAGUCAUCAAGCUUGCUGAUUUUGGUUUUGCUAAGAUUGAUCGUGGAGAUCUUGUUACACCACAAUUUACACCCUAUUAUGUGUCUCCUCAGGUUCUGGAAGCACAAAGAAUUCACCGUGCUCAGAAGUCAGGGAGAUUUCCAUUUUUAUCGAAACCUUACACAUAUGACAAGAGCUGUGACAUGUGGUCAUUAGGCGUUGUUAUCUACAUCAUGUUGUGUGGAUAUCCACCCUUUUAUUCCGAGGUACCUCGUAAGCAAUUGUCGCAGGGAAUGAGGCGUAGGAUUAUGGCUGGGGAGUAUGACUACCCCGACAAGGAGUGGUCAAAGAUUUCAUCAGAUGCAAAGGAUGUCAUUGCCAGCCUAUUGCGAGUUGAACCUGCUCAGAGACUGACAGUCACAGACCUGCUUGAGCACCAGUGGCUUAAUGAAGGAACUGUUUCGGAUGUUCCACUUGAUUCACCUUCAAUUAUCGUUGCAGAUGAGGAAGCAUUUCGGGAGGCCAUGAAUGCGCAUUCGGCUCAGCUUACGAAGAUGAGGUUACCGGACCGCACAGUGGUACUGAAGGCUGUGACGAAGGCCAAGAACCCGAUAUUGAUGAAGAGAAAGAACAUGUUUAAUCUCGGUUCGCUCUUCACCAGAAACAACGGGGCAUCCGCAUCGUCCACAGAUGUCGAUCGAACAAAACACGAUGCUUCUAUCAAGUCCCUGAGAGACAUCAUAGCAUUCUGUAUGCUUCCUCCUCAGCCACCUGAUGGCGUUACAGAAACUUCCGAAGGUCCAUGUCCUGAAGAAGAACUGCAAAGACUGGUUUCUCUUGCUUUAGAACAGAACCCAAAAUCCCAGCGACUCAAAGAAGCUCUCGUCAAGCAGUCUUGGGAUGGAGAGAAGUUCGCUGGAUCAGUGGACAGGCGCAUGCUAGCCAAAGACAUUAGUGAAAUCGUAAAGAAAAUGUGACGUGUUGGAGGAACUGCUCUCAGAGUAUAUAUAACCUCACGUAUUCAGGUACUAAUGAAGUCUUUGUGAAGGCGUUGAAGGAUUUUCCGUUUUGGACCGUUGCCGAGAGCGAAUUCGACUCUCUACACACAAAGCGGCAAAGUGAGAUGAUCCAAUCAGAACCAGCAGAAGAGCGUAGAAUGCUUUUGGCAUGAGUGGGUGGAUACAUACACGGCCUUCGAAUGGGCGCGAAAAUUCGCGCGCAAAAUCAAGAUCCGUUUCGUUUUUGCCAGUGCCCAUGAUUGGUUGAGCCUUUUCUGGUCGAACCAGUGGCUCAAAUACAUCACCACAUAAAUUUAUAGCUUUGAAAAUUUACGAACAAUUUAAAGAAUUUUGCCUUAUUACGUUAUGUUUUACAUGAAAAUUCUCCUCUAAUUCAGUCUAGUAGUUGGUUAGGGAUCGAUCAGAUAACAGUUUCUCCUUACAAUUUAAGGUUACUUUCUUCACAUAACACAAUAUUCUUAGAACCAGCCAGAUGAGAGAAGUGCGGUCAUCAGUUGAGAGUGAAAUUAUUAAUUAUUGGAUUAGCGUCUUCAAUUAAUUUCCAUGUGAUUCUUUGUGAUCACUUAGAUGGUUUGGUCUGAAGAAAUGAAUUCCCACGCUUUGAUUUGCACUGCACUUGAGGGAUCGGAUGUUAGCUCUUCAGAAUUAGAAAGGUAGGCAGACGUGUUGAUAGCUAGAUUCCAGCUGUAACGAGGUGUGUAUUAAGCUAGACAAGGAAAGCAAGGGAAAAGAUGUCGCACACAUCGCUCUUGCGAUGGGAAAGAUCACUCUUAACAGUUUUAUUCUUUGAACUCUAGAAAAGCCAAACUUUUACCGGCCCUUCGUGAUAUUUUUCAGACAGUGGCAUCGUUUUUAUAGCAUCAAUGCCGGCUUCUUCCGGGUGAUUCCUAUCAUAUCUUCUUUGAACGAUAAUGGUUAUAUUUAUCAAACAAAGAAUUUCUGUAUACGUUAUAUAUAUGUAUACUAAAAUUAUUUUUAUCUUCCGAGAAAAUUGGAAUAGGAAAUACCAAAAUAAAGCGCUAAUAUAUUUUGAUGAGGUUGAAGUUUAAGACAAGCUCUCCCGUCGUUCUAGAAGUCACGGUUCUUUAACCCUCUUGAGAGUGGCUGGCUUCAAAGCUAAUUUCUCCUGACAGU